This is a messenger RNA of Vigna unguiculata (cowpea), 1967 nucleotides long. RefSeq names its product hexokinase-3-like. The record is from RefSeq and is a predicted model, not a curated record. Gene Ontology annotation, cellular component: cytosol; mitochondrion. Gene Ontology annotation, molecular function: ATP binding; hexokinase activity; D-glucose binding. NCBI's taxonomy places the organism in Eukaryota, Viridiplantae, Streptophyta, Magnoliopsida, Fabales, Fabaceae. Gene Ontology annotation, biological process: glycolytic process; intracellular glucose homeostasis.
CAGCACAUCCUAAUUUCCAAACCACUGCGUACACAGCCGCCGUCUCUCUCUCACUAUCUCACUUUCUCUCAACGGCUUUUUCCGGCGUAUUUCGCCGGAGAACAACCACGGCUGCAAUCGCCGGUGACUUGGAGGGCUUCGCCGGGGAGCAAUCGUAUCUACGGACGGUGGUUCGUAAGAGUUUGGUUUCGUGCAUGUUGAAACGGCGGCGUUUGGUGGUGGUGGUGAGCAAUCGGGAGAGAGUGGGGUAGGAUGUAGUUUGGUUGAUCGGGGGAGAUGGGGAGAGUGGUCGUGGGGGUGGCGGUGACGGUGGCUGUGGCGACGUGUGCGGUUGCGGCGGUGGUGGUGGGGCGGAGAGUGAAAAGCAGGAGGAAGUGGAAGAAAGUGGCGAAUGUGGUGAGGGAACUGGAGGAAGGGUGCGACACUAGGGUUGGUAGGUUGAGGCAAGUGGUGGAUGCCAUGGCCGUGGAGAUGCACGCCGGGUUGGCAUCUGAAGGUGGCUCCAAGCUCAAAAUGCUUCUCACAUUCGUCGAUAAUCUCCCAAAUGGGACAGAGAGAGGAACAUAUUAUGCACUUCAUCUCGGCGGUACAAAUUUUAGGGUUUUGCGUGUUCAAUUAAGUGGUCAACCAACUUCAGACUUGGAACAUGAAGUAGAACGACAACCCAUUCCCCAAAAUGUAAUGACCAGCACAAGCGAGGAUCUCUUUGAUUUUAUUGCAUCUUCGUUGAAGGAUUUCAUUGUCAAAGAAGGAGACGGUUCCAAUAUUUCACAGGGAAGAAGAGAACUUGGAUUUACAUUCUCCUUUCCCGUGAAGCAAAUGUCUGUUUCCUCUGGCAUUUUAAUCAAAUGGACGAAAGGUUUUUCCAUUGUAGACAUGGUAGGAAGAGAUGUUGCAGCAUGUUUGCAAGAAGCCUUGAUCCGGAAUGGCCUAGAUGUUCGGGUAGCUGCCUUGGUUAAUGACACUGUUGGAACAUUAGCAGUCGGACAUUAUCACGAUCCUGAUACUGUUGCUGCAAUUAUAAUUGGUACUGGUACAAAUGCCUGUUAUUUGGAACGAGUUGAUGCUAUUAUCAAGUGCCAAGGUCUUCUUAUGUCAUCUGGGCGCAUGGUUGUCAAUAUGGAAUGGGGGAACUUUUGGUCAUCUCACUUGCCAAGAACAUCGUAUGACAUUGAUUUGGAUGCUGCUAGCCCUAAUCCAAAUGAUCAGGGUUUUGAGAAAAUGAUAUCUGGAAUGUAUCUUGGUGAUUUAGUGAGGAGAGUCAUUCUCAGGAUGACAUUAGAGUCCGAUAUGUUUGGACCUAUCUCUCCAAAGCUUUCAAUGCCUUUCAUACUGAGGACUCCUUUGAUGGCUGCCAUGCAUGAGGAUAACUCGCCUGACUUGAGAGAAGUAGCAAGAAUCCUUAAUGAUAUAUUUGAGAUCCCUGAUGUUCCUUUGAAGGCAAGAAAAAUAGUGGUGAAGGUGUGUGAUGUGGUGACUCGUAGAGCUGCUCGAUUGGCAGCUGCUGGUAUUGUUGGAAUCUUGAAAAAGAUUGGUAGGGACGGUAGUGGUGGCAUCACAGGUGGACGGAGUAGAAGUGAUAUGAAAAUGAAAAGAACAGUGGUGGCAAUUGAAGGGGGGUUGUAUUCUAAAUAUGCAUUGUUUAGGGAGUACUUGCGUGAAGCUCUAAAUGAAAUAUUGGGAGAAGAUAUUGCCAAGCACGUUAUUCUAAAGGUCACCGAAGAUGGAUCUGGCAUUGGGUCUGCACUGCUUGCUGCCUCCUAUUCAUCCUAAACUGUCCAUAAAGGGUACACUGCCAUAAAUAUAUAUAUAAUUUGUUUAAUAUAUUUAUAUAUAUAUAUAUAUAUAUAUAUAUAUAUAUAUAUAUAUAUAUAUAUAUAUAUAGGCACACACACACGUAUAGCCAUGUAAAUCAGAAUUUGUUCUCCAUAUUUUAAAUAUCUCUGUAUAAAGGAAGGUUUCGUCUA